This is a messenger RNA of Lactuca saligna, 540 nucleotides long. NCBI's taxonomy places the organism in Eukaryota, Viridiplantae, Streptophyta, Magnoliopsida, Asterales, Asteraceae. The record is from the annotation of a GenBank genome assembly.
AUGUCAGGUCGGGGCUUUCUGCCUUGUUAUCAAAAAGGGGGUUGGGUAAAGCAAACUCCCUCCUUGGACGAGCACGGGCUUAGUCAAGUAGAACCGGGUUGCGCUGCUGGAUGCUCCGAUCGAAAAGAAAUCAGUGGGGCCAUGCCGAAGGGGAAUCAAGCCCGAUUCUAUCUUGCUUUCACCUCCGCUGUGAAGGCUCUUAUCUCAGAAGGCAUACAAAAAGCUCUUCCACGCCUAGCAUCGUACUUUCCACUACUCGUGAUUCCACCUGGCACCGACAAAUCCCAUUCUAGCGGGGAAGAACCACCAUCCGGAGAAGCUGCAUCUUCAAUGGGUAGAUCCCCUCCAAGCUUGACUCAUAGGAUGGGGAAAACCAAGCAACGACCAGCUCAUUCACCUGAAUUUGGUUGGGGCACAGCGGGUAUUGAACAUCUAAGUGCGAGCCUACCUCCGCUAGUGAUCCCUCUUUCCCUGGAACCAAUGGUUACGAAUCUGCAUCGAACUAACGAAAGAACCCCUGACGGAACUGAAUUAGACUAA